This is a messenger RNA of Lontra canadensis (Northern American river otter), 207 nucleotides long. RefSeq names its product ATP synthase membrane subunit DAPIT, mitochondrial-like. The transcript has a single exon. Bases 1 to 207 code for a protein of 68 amino acids. Lineage: Eukaryota; Metazoa; Chordata; Mammalia; Carnivora; Mustelidae. The record is from RefSeq and is a predicted model, not a curated record.
AUGGCAGGUCUAGAAACUAAUGCCAAAUUCCAUUUCACUGGUAUCAGAAAAUAUUUCAACUCUUAUAUUCUCACAGACAGAAUGCAUUGCGUACUGGACAUGUACAGAGGCAUUGCUUUGGUGUUCUUACACUUCAACUUAAGGUCAGAAAAAACACCAGCUGUGAAAGGAACAUCAGUGAAUUUGAAACUGUACCUUAUCUGUUAA